CGACAAAGUGGCAAUAUAAUUUUUUUCUUCGGUCUUCCGUUCGGAGCGGGCCAAAGGGAGAUGUCGGUGGUGUAGAGAGGAAAAAUUCCUCCGUUACCACAAUUCCAAUCCCCCCCUUUGAAUUGCCCCCCCCCCACAAGCAAAGCAGCAAGGAAGCAAAGAGGAGAAAGAAAAAGUCCGUCGGAAACGUACUUGUAAUAUUAUACGUGGAGAGAAAACAUGCGCAGUUUAAAUAUCUGUCGUCGGCCCCUUCUUCGUUCGAGGGUUCAUCUUCAUACGACUGCAAACACUACCUGUACGCUUACGACACUUGGAGGCACUCGUUCUGAGUCUACUAUAAAAUCACUGCAAUCACCCCUUCCCAUUCCAUCCUCCCCUUUCCGUUCCACCACUCCAACAUCCUCACUUCACUCUUCUACACCUAAGACUUUUACCAAGAGCUUCCAUCAAACAUCUUUCAACAUGGUUCAUAUCAUCAAGGACUCCGAGGAUUAUAAGAACGCUAUCAAGAACAAAUUCGCCAUCAUCGACUGCCAUGCAACCUGGUGUGGUCCCUGCAAAAUGAUUGCUCCACACUUUGAGAGGCUCUCUCGUGAGGUCAAGGGUGUUGAAUUCUUCAAGAUGGACGUCGACGAGGUUCCUGACGUUGUUGCUGAACUGGGUGUCCGUGCCAUGCCCACUUUCCUUUUCUUCGAAAACGGGGUUAAGGUUAAUGAGUUUGUCGGUGCUAACUGGAGAGGUCUUGAGGCUCAUGUCUUGGCCUACCGUGAGAAGCCCAAGGCCGAAGAAGGGGCCGCCUCCUCUCCCUCCACUUCCCAGUGAUUUUACACUUGAAUCGACUUUCCUUUUGUUUGGGAGUUCCUUCUUUUCAUGGGCGCAGCUUCUCCUUCUUAUUACUCUGCUGGUUCACGGGCAUGACGAUUUUGACAUGGUUCGGUGUUUUUUUCUUUCAUAGGUCUUUCGUCGUGAAAAUGGUUUAUUGAUAUCGUUUGUCCGACCUCCUUUUGUAGUGGUUUCAACUUGAGUUAUAAUAAAACAGAGCCCCAAGUUGAAUUUUAAAAGCAAA
Messenger RNA from Tuber melanosporum (Perigord truffle), 1066 nucleotides. RefSeq lists its product as uncharacterized. The record is from RefSeq and is a predicted model, not a curated record. The transcript has 5 exons. Lineage: Eukaryota; Fungi; Ascomycota; Pezizomycetes; Pezizales; Tuberaceae. Bases 463 to 822 code for a protein of 119 amino acids.